AUCAUACGAUAUUUAUUAGAUGUUAAUUAUUUUAACUUGACCUUGCCUAAACUUACCUAUAUAAUAAUUUUCAAUUACUAUAAUUAUUAUAAAUUAAUUGUUUUAUUUAGUUGUAAAUACUUAUUACUAAAAAUAUGAAAACUAAUAUAGUUAUACUCCUAUCGAUCGUGACCCUGGUCAAUGGGUGUCCAGAGUAUUGCGAAGACAUUAAAAAAGACUACAUUCCAGAAUCCUGCACAUGUCAGAAUCGCCGUAUAAGGUGUGUGGCCAUUGACGAUGUGGACCUGGAUAGUUUGUUUAGCUAUAUUGCUGAUGGCAUACCGUACGGCACCCGGGAGUACGAGUCGUUUGAAUUGGAGAGCAGUUAUAUAACAACAUUAGGCACGUCUGCAUUUCACGGCCUUUUGUUCAAGCAGUUUAUAUUUACGAGUUGCUCCAAACUGACCUGUAUCAGUCCAACGGCAUUUAUGGGUCAAAAGUCGACCACCAUAUUUAUGGCUGAAAAUACGCCAUUUUCGUCCCCGGUGACCGCCACGUGCGAUUUGUUCAGCGCAUUGAGUACAUUGACAAAUGUGAACCAGAUCAAUAUAGUCAACCAUAAAAUACCACAAAUACCGAACAAUGCGUUCAACGAUAAGAUGGGAGUAUUGGCGAACCUAAGGACCAUUGAUUUGCACAGCACGGGCUCAUUGGGCACCAUAAUCAGUGUGGGAAAAAAUGCUUUCUCAACACUUUUAAAUUUGAACAUGGUGAACUUAUCUAACCAGAAGAUUGUGGCCAUCGGUGACUCGGCCUUCCAGUUCCCGCGAGCCAAUUGGGAUCGCAUAACAAUUAACCUUGAGCAUAAUAACCUAAACGGUUGUAGGUUUGGGUCGCACGUAUUUCCCACGAACAAAGUGACCAAGCUCAUGUUGGCCGGCAAUAUGGACCUGACGUUCUUACCCGACGGCGCUUUCUACGACUUUUUCGAGGAAAGGGGUCACGACAGGAAUACGUGCGAUAUGUUGGGCAUCCCGAUGGAUAUUGACCAGCACAAUAUGUGGCUCGUGGACAAUAAAGGGCCCAUGAAGCUAGAUCAAAAAUUAUUGAAUGCUAUGGGAAAGGACGGCAUUCCACUCCUAAAGCAUACGCACAAACAGAUGGAUGUGCCGCCGCUAAAGCCGUGUUAAAUCACACGAUAAUAUUACAUGAUUUUGAAUGAAUUUUGUAUAAUUUUAAAAUUUAAUAUUUUUUGUUUUAUGUAUUGUAAUGAACAUUUAAAUUAUAUCUAAAAAAGUAUCAAGCAAUAUUUGUUUUGAAUGUAUUUUUAAAAUAAAGCAAAUGUGUAUUUUAUAUGAAUGAUGUCACAAUACAAAAUACAAUAAUUAAUAUUAAAUGAAAAAUAA
Messenger RNA from Oppiella nova, 1385 nucleotides. The record is from the annotation of a GenBank genome assembly. NCBI's taxonomy places the organism in Eukaryota, Metazoa, Arthropoda, Arachnida, Sarcoptiformes, Oppiidae.